UUUGAACCUGAAUUGAACCAUUUUCAAUAAAAUAUUAAUUAUGCAAAAAUCAUUUAAUCAAUAUACAAUUUGUACAUUCAGAGCAUUCCACUAUACACUCUCCUUCCUCAAUAAUGUCCUCAGUUAUCUCAAUAUUGUCACCACAUCUACAAGUAAAAUAAAAAACACCCAUAACAAAAUUCAAGUCCUUUUUUUCUAUUUCUGCAUAAAUCAAAGAACUGUUAUCAAAACUACCAUGUAGUAAGGAGGCGUCGUAUUCCUUUCUCGCUUUCUCAUCUUUCAAUGUUUUGAAUGCCUUAUCAAUCAUAACAAACUUGUCAUCAGAGAUAAAAUCAAUUCCUUCUUGCGUUUGCUUAUCAGGGUGAUGUUUCUUGACUAGGAUCUGAUAGUUGUGUUUCAAUUCAUCGAAAGUAGCAUCCUGAUCACAUCCUAAUAUGGAAUAAAACGAUUGUUCACAUUGUUGGGAACUGGGAGUGAAUUCCUGUUUAUCUUCCAUAUUCAUCAGGGAACCAGCAAAGAUGAAACUUUUCUUGAUUUUGCAACUAUUGUAUGUUGCUAUUGUACUAUCAGAAACAAUUCCCAUAGUUGUAAAUACGUGGGGUUUUCAAGAUGCAACCAGAAAAGCUUGGCAGAUAUUGCAAGAAGGAGAAUCAAAACAAAAGGAUGCAGCCCUAGAUGCUCUGACAGCUGGAUGUGAGACUUGCCAAGACGAACAGUGUGAUACUACUGUGGGGUUUGGCGGUUCGCCCGAUGAGAAUGGCGAAACAGCUCUAGACGCCAUGAUUUUUGACGGGGAUGUUAUGGAUAUGGGAGCCGUAGGUAGUCUCAGAAGGGUCAAAAACGCUAUAUCUGUAGCUAGACAGGUGCUAGAGCACACAGAACAUUCCUUUUUGGUUGGGAGCUUAGCUACCGGGUUUGCAGUGCAAUUUGGCUAUCGUGAAGAAUCGCUUCAGACUAAUUUUUCAUUAGGCCAGUGGAAAAACUGGAUAAACAAUAAAUGUCAACCAAAUUUCUGGAAGAAUGUGGUGCCUGAUCCAAAACAUUCUUGUGGGCCGUAUUAUCCACCUCAGGAGCAAAGUAGCAGGGAAAUUGAUGAAAAUCGUGGAAACAACUAUGAUUCCAAGAAUCAUGAUACUAUCGGUAUGAUUGUCAUUGCUGGAAAUGGGCAUGUGGUUGCCGGGACUUCAACAAAUGGCGCGAAGUUCAAGAUUCCCGGGAGAGUUGGUGAUUCACCUAUACCUGGCGCUGGAGCAUACGCUGACAGUCAAUAUGGAGCUGCAGUUUGCACUGGCGAUGGUGAUAUCACCAUGAGAUUUUUGCCCAGUUUUUUGGCUGUUGAAAAGAUGAGAGAUGGUGCCUCACCUACUAAAGCAGCAAAAAUUGCCAUAUCCAGAAUAGCAGAAAAAUACCCAAAAUUUUUUGGAGCUAUAGUGGUGGUCGAUAAAAAAGGAAACAUUGGAUCCGCUUGCAAUGGAAUGGAUAAAUUUCCUUACAGUGUUGCCAAUAAGCAGUACCCUAAUAGUACUAUAAAAUACGUUGUGAACUGUAAGAAUCAGUGAAGAGAGAAAAUAUAAUGAAUUUACUUUCAAUUGUCUUUACUCUUCUUAG
Molecule: messenger RNA, 1608 nt
Organism: Phaedon cochleariae (mustard beetle)
Lineage: Eukaryota; Metazoa; Arthropoda; Insecta; Coleoptera; Chrysomelidae
Source: the annotation of a GenBank genome assembly